UAGUUUUAUAAUUUUAAUGGUAAAUCAUAAGUUAUAACACUAACAGUAUUGAAACAUCAUAUUGGCUAUGAAAUAUACUAGGUUUUAGUAACAUCCUGAAAAUGCUAACGAAAGUAUUAGCCAAAUUUUAAAGCAUCAAUUGUGAUUACACUCACGAUUGUCAAUUUAAAAAAAACAAAAUGUUUGUUAAACCUUUUUUUUUUUUGUGCACCAACAAUAACAAUUUUGUUAAACAACAGUGAAGAAACAUUUUAAUGUUCAUACUUCAUAUACUGUAUAAAAAAAAUUGACGCAUGUGAGACCAAAAAAAGAAGUUAAUUAAUACGAUGGUCCGGUCUUUGAGAGUAGAACAGACCUGUGGGACAUGUACUGUAUUGUGGGCCUUAAAACUUUAGCAAAGCAUAAUCACCACCUUUGUCUCUAAGUAAUUGACCUACUUGCCCUCUUUAUGCCACAAGUCUAUUGGCAUGUGUCUCAAAAAACUAUAUGCUACAAUCUAAACAUUGUGGAUUCGUGUUUUAGAUGGUUUGAUAAAACUAUCUUAUUAGAAAUGCUAUUAUAUGGUUGGGAAUGAUAUAAUUAUUUAUUGCCAUAUUUUGUCCUUCAACGAAAGCUACUUCUACCGGACAAUGUUUCGUAUUCGUAGAGCAAAAGCUUCCUUUUGUCAUUUGGUUGUCAUUUGGUAUCGUAGAAGGGCAGUUUGGUGAAUUAACAAGACAUGGAAUCUAAUCACACACAAAAAUCAAUGUUUAAAUCUUAUAAACAAAGUGGGGAAGAAGAGACAUGUGUUAACGGCAUCUUCUAUGAGUCAACUAAAGUCACAAAGCAUACACUAAUAAACAAGUAUCAUCAAAUCAGUAAUCAUGCUUUAUCUAUACCAAAUUUAAAAUCAAAUUUCAUUUGUUUUCUCAUUAUCUUACAGAAAAAGAGAUUUCCAGACAAUUGGUCAUAAAAAGGAACAACCUUUCAUCAAAUUGAGUGCACAUUUUUUGCUUUAUGAUUGUUUUUCGUGACCCACAUUCUAAAUUUACUGUUUCUUUCAUAAAGAGAAGAAGAAGAAGAAAAAAGAUUCUCAGAUAAAUUACUGAAGCUGCCAUUAAUGCUGCUCAACUCUUUUGUCAUUAAUGCUCUUAUCAUCUUCUUCUCUAGCUUCCCUAGUUUCUUUCUCGUCUAUGUGUUGAAUCCGACAAACAGACUCACAAGAAUACCGACAUUCUCCUCCACGAUUUCUGCAUUUGUCCUCACUCUCUCUUAUUCUUCUUUUGCUUUUUGUUUCCUGACCUCUUUCUCAGGGAUUUUGAUUAUAAACCAAUUCAGUUCCUUGGAGUUUGCUCCAUAGGAGCGUCUGGGAUCACGAGCUUGGUUUGACUUGAGUUGACUAGAAAACACCUAGAUGGGUCUCUUUCAUUUUCCUCUCAGAAUCCAAGUCUGCUUCUAGUUCUAGGGUUCUGUUUCAAUUCAUCUUUGUUUUCUUUUCCUGCAAUGGAACAAUUAAAGGUUUUACCUUUGCUCUUUCUUUCAUGGGUUAUGUUCUUACAAAGCACUCAUCAACUGCCGAACUCUCAGACUCAGGUCCUGUAUCAGCUCAGGAAGCAUCUGGAAUUCCCUAAAGCUCUGGAAUCUUGGGGAAAUUACUAUGGAGACUUAUGUCAAAUCCCUGCAACUGCUCACAUGAGCAUCACCUGUCAAGGUAAUUCCAUCACGGAGCUUAAAGUCAUGGGGGACAAGCUUUUUAAACCAUUUGGUAUGUUUGAUGGGUCUUCACUUCCAAAUCACACUCUGUCUGAAGCAUUCAUAAUUGAUUCUUUUGUUACCACAUUGACAAGGCUUACAAGCUUGAGGGUUCUUAGCUUAGUGUCUCUAGGUAUCUAUGGUGAGUUCCCAGGGAAAAUCCAUCGGUUGAAUUCUCUUGAGUACUUGGAUUUGAGUUCAAAUUUUCUGUUUGGCUCUGUCCCUCCUGAUAUUUCCAGAUUGGUUAUGCUUCAAAGUCUGAUGCUUGAUGGAAAUUACUUCAACGGUAGUGUUCCAGACACGUUGGAUUCCUUGACCAAUCUUACUGUUCUUAGUUUAAAGAACAAUCGGUUCAAAGGUCCAUUUCCUUCUUCAAUUUGCAGAAUUGGAAGACUAACAAAUCUUGCUCUAUCACACAAUGAGAUUUCUGGUAAAUUGCCUGAUCUCAGCAAGUUAAGUCAUCUGCAUAUGCUGGAUCUGAGAGAAAACCACUUGGAUUCUGAACUACCUGUCAUGCCUAUAAGAUUAGUUACUGUUCUCCUGAGCAAGAACUCCUUCUCAGGCGAAAUUCCAAGACGUUUUGGCGGUUUGUCUCAGCUUCAGCAUCUUGACUUGUCGUUCAAUCAUCUGACUGGAACUCCAUCUCGGUUCUUGUUCUCUUUGCCAAACAUUAGUUACUUGGAUUUGGCAUCUAACAAGCUCAGUGGGAAGCUACCUCUUAAUCUGACCUGUGGAGGCAAACUCGGAUUUGUGGAUUUGUCGAAUAACAGAUUGAUUGGGACUCCUCCCCGUUGCUUGGCAGGAGCUUCCGGCGAGCGAGUUGUUAAACUUGGUGGAAACUGCUUGUCCAUAAUUGGCAGUCAUGAUCAGCAUCAAGAAUUCUUAUGCGAAGAGGCUGAAACUGAGGGAAAACAGUUCCAAGGAAGAAAGGUUGGGAUUUUGAUUGCUGUCAUUGGUGGAGCUGUUCUUGUUCUUGUGUUUUUUGUAUUAGUUAUCCUCCUCCUGUUAUGCACAAACCGCUGCUCUAGCUGUUGUUCAAGAGAAAAGUCAGUGCCGCAAACUCGGCUUAAGGUUGUGACAGAUAACUCACACACCAGUCUCUCCUCUGAAGUUCUUGCUAGUGCAAGGUUAAUCUCUCAAACAGCAAAGCUAGGUGCACAGGGUGUGCCCUCAUGCCGGUCCUUUUCUUUUGAAGAUUUAAAGGAAGCCACAGACGAUUUUGAUUCAUCACGUUUCUUAGGUGAAGGCUCCCUUGGAAAGCUAUACAGAGGAACACUGGAAAAUGGAAGUUCCAUAGCUAUCAGAUGUCUGGUUUUAUCAAGGAAAUUCUCCAGCCAGAGUAUCAGAGGUCACUUAGACUGGAUGGCAAAGCUCAACCAUCCUCAUCUCCUUGGCUUCUUGGGCCAUUGUACGCAAACCAGCGGAGAACACGAUCCUGUUGCAACCAUACUCUACCUUGUAUACGAGUAUAUGCCCAACGGGAGCUAUCGCACACAUCUAUCAGAAUCUUUCUCGGAGAAGAUCCUGACAUGGCCAGAUCGGCUAGCAAUUCUGAUUGAGAUAGCAAAGGCAGUUCAUUUUCUUCACACCGGUGUAAUGCCUGGUUCAUUCAACAAUCAGCUUAAGACUAACAAUAUUUUGCUUGACGAACACAAGAUUGCAAAGCUCAGUGACUAUGGAGUCUCUGCCAUCAUUGAAGAGAACGAAAAGCUUGAGACAAAGUCAGAAACCCACAAGUCAAAGAAAAAGGCUAAAAGAGAGGACGAUGUGUACAACUUCGGAUUCAUACUUCUGGAAUCUCUGAUAGGACCAGUGCCCACUACAAAAGGAGAGGCUUUUCUUCUCAACGAAAUGACAUCAUUUGGGAGCCAAGACGGUCGGCAGAAAAUAGUAAGUCCAACAGUCCUAACAACAAGCUCGCAGGAGUCUUUAUCGAUUGCGAUCUCAAUCGCCAAUAAAUGUGUUUUGCUUGAACCUUCCGCAAGACCUUCCUUUGAAGAUGUUCUCUGGAACUUACAAUACGCAGCUCAAAUGCAGUCUGCCGCAGACGCUGAACGCAAAUCUGAUACGUCGUCGUGAAUCCAAAGGCUAACCUAAUGAUUGAUAGUUUUUUCGGUUUUCUAAAUGUAAAGCUCUAUAAGUUUGGUUUUCAGUAUAAAAAUGUAAGACUCUUGAGACUAAAAAUCAUAGUAGCUUGUCUUCUC
This is a messenger RNA of Arabidopsis thaliana (thale cress), 3935 nucleotides long. Its product is annotated as Leucine-rich repeat protein kinase family protein. Gene Ontology annotation, cellular component: membrane. The transcript is spliced from 7 exons. Gene Ontology annotation, molecular function: protein kinase activity; ATP binding. The record is from RefSeq and is marked reviewed. NCBI's taxonomy places the organism in Eukaryota, Viridiplantae, Streptophyta, Magnoliopsida, Brassicales, Brassicaceae. Bases 1483 to 3810 code for a protein of 775 amino acids.